AUGGGAUGUAGGCAAAGCUCUGAGGAGAAAGAGGCAGCGCGGCGGUCCCGUAGGAUUGACCGCCACCUGCGCUCUGAGAGUCAGCGGCAACGACGUGAGAUCAAGCUUUUACUUCUUGGCACUAGUAAUUCUGGCAAAAGCACCAUCGUCAAGCAGAUGAAAAUUAUCCACAGUGGUGGCUUUAAUUUAGAAGCUUGCAAGGAGUACAAGCCUCUGAUUAUCUAUAACGCCAUUGACUCCCUCACACGUAUAAUUCGUGCUUUGGCCACCCUUAAGAUCGAGUUUCACAACCCUGACAGAGCCUAUGAUGCAGUGCAGCUUUUUGCCUUGACAGGCCCGGCUGAAAGCAAAGGUGAGAUCACGCCUGAGCUGCUUGGUGUCAUGAAAAGGCUCUGGGCUGACCCCGGCGUGCAAGAGUGUUUCUGUCGCUCCAAUGAGUACCAUCUAGAGGACAAUGCUGCCUAUUACUUGAAUGACCUGGAAAGGAUUGCUGCAUUGGACUACAUUCCUACAGUUGAAGAUAUUCUGCGCUCUCGGGACAUGACUACGGGGAUUGUGGAAAAUAAGUUUACCUUCAAAGAGCUGACUUUCAAAAUGGUGGAUGUGGGUGGGCAGAGGUCUGAGCGCAAAAAAUGGAUCCAUUGUUUUGAGGGGGUGACAGCAAUAAUUUUCUGCGUGGAGCUGAGUGGAUAUGACUUGAAGCUGUAUGAAGAUAACCAAACAAGCCGAAUGGCAGAGAGUCUUCGCCUUUUUGACUCCAUUUGCAACAACAACUGGUUUAUCAACACCUCCCUCAUCCUCUUUCUGAAUAAGAAGGAUCUGCUGGCAGAAAAAAUUCGCCGAAUCCCGCUAACAGUUUGUUUUCCUGAGUACAAAGGCCAAAACACUUAUGAGGAGGCAGCUGUCUAUAUCCAAAGGCAGUUUGAGGACUUGAAUCGCAACAAGGAGACCAAGGAGAUCUAUUCGCAUUUCACUUGUGCUACGGAUACCAGUAAUAUCCAGUUUGUUUUUGAUGCGGUGACAGAUGUCAUCAUCCAGAACAAUCUCAAGUACAUUGGCCUUUGCUAA
Gekko japonicus is the source of this 1068-nucleotide messenger RNA. RefSeq names its product guanine nucleotide binding protein (G protein), alpha z polypeptide (gene GNAZ). The transcript has 2 exons. Gene Ontology annotation, biological process: adenylate cyclase-modulating G protein-coupled receptor signaling pathway. Bases 1 to 1068 code for a protein of 355 amino acids. The record is from RefSeq and is a predicted model, not a curated record. NCBI's taxonomy places the organism in Eukaryota, Metazoa, Chordata, Lepidosauria, Squamata, Gekkonidae. Gene Ontology annotation, molecular function: GTPase activity; G protein-coupled receptor binding; GTP binding. Gene Ontology annotation, cellular component: heterotrimeric G-protein complex.